AUGGUGGCCCCCAUUGUGUACGAUGGGGUGAACGGAAACGGUGACGGUGCCUUGUUUAAUGGGACCAAAUUCUGGGUGCAUCUGCGGGUGCCCCAACGGAAUUUGAUCGUCGAGAAAAUCAAGAAUAACGGCGGCACGGUGGUAAAACUAGAAAAAAUAGCCGAUGUCCUGAUUGCCGACCACGUGCGGAAAGACUCCCCGGCGGGCUCCGUCUCGUGGCAGUACAUCACCCAGUCGGUGGACGCAGGUGAGCUCAUCGACAUUUCCGACUACCUCAUCCACAAAGCCAAUGACACGGCUUCGACCGGGACACGUCGCGCCAUCAGGGUGCCCUUCACCAAGCUCGAGGAGCAGAUCCUCGUCACCUGGUUACGCAAUGCCGGCCUGGAUCUGGGGGCCUCGGGAAACUUGGUCUACCAGAAGCUGGAGGCACUGUACCCCGACCACACCUGGCACUCGUGGCGGUCCAAGUCGAUCGCCUUGGCUAGGCUGCCCGCGGACCAGCUGCCCGGUGUCUUGGCUGAGUUACCACCACCUACAGCGCGGUCGCUUGUUGACCCUGCGGAUGUUCGUUCAUAUCGGGCAGCGCCAACACCAGCGCGUGUGUCGCCUGCUGCGUCUGCGAGUGUGGAGGUCAAGAAGCCAAGGCCUGGAUCGGAGACGCCCCGGACCGCGACGCCUCAAGUAUCAGAACGGCCUGCAAGACCAGCAGAUCCUCCACAAGCCAAGGCACCAUCUACCCACACACCAGCCAAGGCACCAUCUACCCACACACCACGCGCGGACACACCACAAACACGCACAUCACCAACCCGAUCACCACGAUCUCGCACCCCAAAAGCUUCAACACCACACGCCCCCACACCAGUACCAGCCACGCGCAAACCACCAACCUCAAUAGGCGACCGAUUCCGCGAACUCGAGCAACGAAAACGCCAAAUCGUAGCCGCCCGACAAAUCCAAGCCGCAUGGCGUGCCUACCAAACACGAAAAACAUGGAACCAAGGCCUAGAAUCCAUCACCCAGUUCCAGGCCCGCGCCGUGGGGUUCAUGGUACGCCGGGCCCUUGACGGUCUCGGAGAGGAGAACGACUCCAACGACGAAAAAGACGAAAGGGGCGAAAAAGACGAAAAGGGCGAUGAAGAUGGCGAGCCACAGGAUACCGCGUGGUUCACGGCGCCCGAGAAGAGUCUAGGCGGGAACCGCGAACUAGACCAGCUUUGGGAUCAUGAGAAGGAGGAUUUCCUCCUCCCCGGGGGGGAUGCUGAGUUCUGGGGGCUUGAUGAGUCGGAGCCGGACGAACAGGACGAGCAGGAUGAGAAAAACGAGCAGGACAACCCAGCCCCACCCUCACCAUCAGCCCCCAAACAAACCCAAAUGGCCACGACCGAAGCCGAGUUCUGGCUCUGCUACAACCAGCUCAACGCCGCGUACAACGUCAAGCCCUCGCCGUGGGUGCAGAUCGGCCAGCAUGCUGUGAAUGUCUGGGAUCUGUGGCGCUGUGCGAGGGCGGGAGCGGGAGAUGGGGACAACGGUGGUGGUGGUAGUCAGGAGCAUGCGGCACGGAACUGGGAGGUGAUUGCGGAGGAGAUGGGGUUUGAUUGGGUGCGGGAGCCGCAUAUGCCGGUGAGGUUGAGGGAGGGGUUUGAGAGGUAUUUGUUGGAGUUGGAGGUGUAUUUGAGGCGGUUUGAGAUGGAGGAUGAGGGGGCUGAUGAUGAUGAUGAAGAGGAGGAGGGUGAGGAGGAGGAGGAAGGUUAUGAAGAGGACGAAGAGGGCUAUGCAGAGGGAGAAGCAGAGGAAGAACUGCUUGGAGAGGCACACGCAACACAAGAGGAAGCCCACGCACAAAUCGCCAUCGAAGCGGCUACUUCCGAAGACGACUUCAUCUCGUCUCCCCCGCUUGCCGCGCUCAAAAGAGUCAGAGGGUCAGACACGCCCAUGAACAGCUCGAUGCGAAAACGGGCGCGGUACGACCCGACUGUCGAGAUCCCCGAGACCCCAGCAGUACGAGGGCAAGAAACACAACGAACAGCAACGGCCCCGGCCCCAGCGGCUGGAAGUCUACAAACCCCGACACGGCGCACACAUAACGGCCAGCCGGUGACGCCGCGGAUCGUAUUUGACACGCAGAUCCUUAGCGAAUCCGAAGAUGCCGUCGUCACGCCUUCGCAACAAUUACGGCUGGAAAGUAGUGAAGCGACGUUUCCUGCGCAGGUCCCAACUCGAAACGGGAUCCCGCCACGGAAUACUCUAAACCUUAACGGCACGUCGUCGACCGCCCGACCUCUGCCUCGUCAGCCUCGUCUACCAAUCGGCACAGCGGACGACGAGCCCGAGUCAAGCGACGGCUUCGAACCAGUCGCUAACGUCCCUGUGCGGCCUGCCCCGCCGCGCCGAGCUCUUCCAUGGCCGACGACGUCGAAGCCCGACAAGGGGAAACAACCGGCCCUCACCACUUCCACUUCCACUUCCACUUCCACUUCCACCGCCCGCAACCCCAUCAUGCAACAACAACAACAACAACAACAACAACCCCACAGAUCAACAUCAACCUCAACCUCAACCCCAACCCCAACCAACUCCAAGACCACCCCCAAAACCCUAAUCGACCCCACCCCCAUCCUCACCCACUUCCGCGGCCAGUAUCCCGACCCCCUCAUAAUCCGCGCCAUCCACGCCACAACCUGCUCGCACAACCCCACCCGCACCGCUACCGUCCUCGCCAGCCUCUCCCGCGGCGACGGCAUUCCCCCCAACUUGCGUGGGGUAUGGACGGCCGCAGACGACACGGCGCUGAAGGGGAUUGCACCUUGGGUGAAGGGGGUUAUGAGGGAUUUACAGGCGGUAUAUGGAGGCACGGAUGGGAAGGUGGAUAGGGUGGUGUUGGAGGAGGUGGUGAAGGGGGGAAGGGGGUUUAGAGGGGGGGAUGGGGGGGAGAUGGGGGAGAGGGAGAGGGAGAGGGUGUUUUGGGGGUUGGUGGGAAGGCAUGGGGGGAUGGGGGUGUUGAGACGGAGGGGUUUUUUGGAGGCUUGGGAGCGGGCGUAA
Dichotomopilus funicola is the source of this 3045-nucleotide messenger RNA. RefSeq lists its product as uncharacterized. Gene Ontology annotation, cellular component: shelterin complex. The record is from RefSeq and is a predicted model, not a curated record. Gene Ontology annotation, biological process: regulation of DNA-templated transcription; telomere maintenance via telomere lengthening. Gene Ontology annotation, molecular function: telomeric repeat DNA binding; protein binding. The transcript has 3 exons. The coding region runs from base 1 to 3045 and encodes 1014 amino acids. Lineage: Eukaryota; Fungi; Ascomycota; Sordariomycetes; Sordariales; Chaetomiaceae.